Molecule: messenger RNA, 1209 nt
Organism: Marasmius oreades (fairy-ring Marasmius)
Lineage: Eukaryota; Fungi; Basidiomycota; Agaricomycetes; Agaricales; Marasmiaceae
Exons: 13
Coding region: 1-1209 (402 amino acids)
Biological process (GO): protein arginylation
Cellular component (GO): cytoplasm
Molecular function (GO): arginyl-tRNA--protein transferase activity
Source: RefSeq, a predicted model, not a curated record
AUGGUCCUAUCGAUAGGCGUCCCGUGUGGCCGAAGCUCCUCUCUAUGUGGUUAUUGUUCUCCACCUGGGGAGAGAAGUAUUAAACGUUCAUCUCGACACAUCGCUGGACUAGACGCCUUACAACUGUCUUGUGAUGUCUACCAAGCUAUGAUCGAUAGAGGCUGGCGUCGGUCUGGCACUUGGUGUUACAAACCUAAUUUGAAAGCUUCCUGUUGUCCUCAAUAUCCCAUCAGGCUGGAUGCAUCGAGUUUCAAGCCUUCGCGAAGCCAAAGAAAGCUCAUCAAUCGAUGGAAUCGAUUCGUUGAACAUGGGAAAAACACCGACAAACCAGCGAAAAAUAAAGGGAAAGGCAGCACGAUUUUUGAUUUCGUUGAUGCCAUACACGGUUCUGAGGGUGUUAUGGAUGGAUGGGAGCAUCGGUUUGAGAUCACCUUGGAAGAAUCGUCGUACACCAUUGAAAAAUACACCCUCUUCGAGAAAUAUCAGAAGAAAAUACACCAUGAUGACAGUACCAUCCCUGGAUUCAAGCGUUUUUUGGUCGACUCUCCGUUACUUCCAGACCCUAUCCCGUAUUUCGCCAAUCCGGCAAAACAUCUCCCUACUCAUUACGGAUCAUAUCAUCAACUUUACCGACUUGAUGGUAAACUGAUUGCAAUGGCAGUACUCGACAUUCUGCCACAUUGCAUCUCGAGUGUGUAUUUUAUGUACGACGACGAUUGGGAAGGGUUUUCUUUGGGAAAGUUAAGUGCCAUUCGAGAGAUCUCUUUGGCCAGGGAAUUGUUUGGGGCUGGAGCACCUGGUUUGAAGUUUUUAUAUCUCGGAUACUACAUUCAUACAUGCCAAAAGAUGCGAUAUAAAGGGGAUUACCAGCCCUCAUUUUUAUGUGAUCCAGAAUCGCAUACCUGGUAUCCUUUCGAAGAAUGUGCAACAUUAUUGGAUGCGAACGGUUAUGCCUGUUUCUCGAAUCCAGAAAACUCUGGACCAAGUCCGCGAGACGCUGAAAUUGAAGAAUUCGAUCGCCAUAUCCCGUUCAAGCUGGACCACGAUCUUUGGAAACAGCUUUUGGUUGUCGACCGUAUUUCAGGAUCGCGAUUGUUUGCCAAAACCCUGGAUGAAACAUCACUAUCGGAAGAGGAAGAAGAGGAGCUUUCUUGUUGCGUUGAAGGCUUAGGAACGUCCUUGGCGAGGAGAAUCAUAUUUCGUUUAUGA